AUGAUUGUUUCCUUAAAAAUUCGUUUUACACAACGAAGAUCUUGUAAGAACUAUUUCUGUACGAAUAGUAUAAUUCCUCACGGAGUUCAACAAGAAACACCUUAUCUAAUAACGAACUCAUUAUCAGCCGGAUUUCGUAUUCGUUCAUAUGUAAAUUAUUUACAAUUAUGCUAUUAUUAUAAUCAUUUAUCUUCUAAUAAAAAAAUAUUUAAUUUCAAACAAGAAACCAUGGAUCAAUAUAAAUUUUUACUUGGAAAUAAUGAACAAUUGAUUGAUUUUCUAUUUAAACUUUCAAUUAAAUCCAAUAAUAAAAAUAUUCUUAACAAUCUUAUUUUAACACAACGAUAUAAUUUGAAAAAAUUAUUUAAAUAUAAUCAUCCUUUAAUCUAUUAUAAUAUUUGUAUAUUAACAUCAUAUGAUACAUUUUUAAUAAAUCCAAUUCAUUCAUUGUUAUCUCAAAUUUAUUCUCAAUUAAAAUUCAAACUCUAUAAUGGACCUAUUGAUGCUAUCGAACAAACCAUUUCUUACUAUUCACUUAAUAUCGAUACUAUUUUACAAGAAUAUUCAAUACAAUUUAAAAAUAUCCAAUUGACUGUGCAUAUUGAUUUCAAUAAUGACAAAAAUUCCAAUGAAUUAUUGUUAAAUAUAACAUGUUUAACAUGUGAUACAAUAAGUCAAGUGAAAACUAAAAUUCUUUACGAAUUAAAUUCAAUGAAUCCAAUAUCAAUAAAUGAAUCAAAACUUUAUCUAUUAACAAAUCAUUCAUGUUCAAGUUCAUCAUCAUCAUCAUCCACAGCAUCAUCAAGUGUACCACUGGCAAGAAAAUCAAUGUUAACUAAAGUUCUUUAUAGUCGUUCAAUAAAAUAUUCAACAACGAUAAUCAAUGAUACAUAUCGUGAUUCUUGUAAUCUGUUAUUAAAUGAUAUUGAUAAUACAAGUGAACAAAUACAUAAUGCAAAAAAAUUAAAUACUUUACAACAUUAUGGAAUUAAUUCAGAUGGCUAUGAACUUAAAUUAGUUUUAUCAAUAAAACAAAUGAAUCAUGCUGACAAUAGUUUCAAUUUGAUAAAUACUUUUCAAAAAUCUUGUCAUUAUUGCUCAUUAACAACAUGUAAUGAUAAAAUAAUGUUCAAUUAUUUAACAUCACCACCGCUAUCUAAUAUAGAUACAUUGUUAUCCUAUGAUCGAACACAUUAUAUUCAUUUAUUAAAUCAUACAUACGAAGAAAUCGAUAGUGAAUUAGGUCAAUCAUUAAUAAAUAAUAAUAAUCAUGAUGAAACAUUUCGUUUAUUUGAAACAAAAGCUAUGAUAAAUUCAUUACUAAUUAAUUUAAUUGAAACUUUAUUUAAAAAUCUCAUUCAUAAUGAUACAUUCUUUAAUGAAUUAAUGGAACAAUAUUCACCAGUUUGUCAUCAAUACUAUGCUCAUUUUAUUCCAUUUAUUUUUCAAAAUAUUGAUUGUUUAUUGGAUGUAUCAAUUGAUAAAUGUUUAAAUAAUUCAUUAAGCAUUCUUUCAAUGAUUUUUCAAAUUGCUUGUUGUCAACAAGCCGAACAAGAAUGUUUAUUAUGUAAUGAAUUGUUGAAUAGCAAGAAUUCGAAUUCUACUAUACAGAAUUGUACAUUAUUAUUUGCUGAUGAAAUACAACGUGUUCGAUUACAUUAUUCAAAUUUAGAGCAAUCUUUAAAAGAUAAAGCUUCAUCAUCGGAAUAUUCAUCGACAAACAUAGGUAUCGAUAAAAAAUUUGAAUUGGAUGAUUCGAUUUUUCAUGAUCUCUUUGAAUAUUCUUGUUCGCAUGCUGAUCAGAUUAUUGAACAUUUAAAAAGUCAAUCGUCUGACACUAAUGCUCUAUCAAUAUUUCUUAGUCUUAUAAAACAAUAUCGAUCGAUGGAAUUGACUUGA
Molecule: messenger RNA, 1899 nt
Organism: Rotaria socialis
Lineage: Eukaryota; Metazoa; Rotifera; Eurotatoria; Philodinida; Philodinidae
Source: the annotation of a GenBank genome assembly